UUGUGCGCUAUAAUAAAAGGUGCAUUUUCGUGCACGCUCUUACACGAAUAAUCGCGGUGAUAAGUGCAAAAAGUUUUGCUUUUGUGCAUCGUCAAUAUGUUCACUCGUCAAUUGCAUAAUGCUGAUCCCAGCAAAGUAACGAAAAUACCAGAUCCUCAAGCGCCUAAUUACCGAAUGGGCGAUUAUGGUUACGGUAAACAGGGAGUGCGUGUGUUUCAACUGAAGAAGGAUGGACCCGUCCACAGCGUGACUGAAUUCAAAGUAAACUCACAUAUGCGUUUGCGCACACACAAAGAAUACUACGAAGCGGACAAUACGGAUAUCAUCGGCAGUGAUGUGCAGGAGAAUACCAUUUAUGUGCACGCUCAAAGGCAUGGCCUGCACACACCUGAAGAAUUUGCACUCACGCUUACGCAACAUUUCCUAGAGACAUAUGAGCAAGUCGAAGAGUCAAAUUUGAUCGUGGAGGAAUUGGCGUGGGAUCGUUUUGGUGAGCAAGAACACCAGGGCUACUAUAAGGGCAAGCAACACAAUCACGCCUUCAUGCGAAAUACGAAUGGCACUCAUGGUUGUGAAGUUGUGCGAACAAGACAGGGUCCAGCACUUCUGAUUGGCACUUUUUAUGGUUUGCGCGUCGUAAAGACCGCUCGUGCGCCGUUCACCGGCUACGUGAAGGGUGAUAUGUUCUCCGAAGGCGAUAUGGACGAUCGCAUCUUAUGUACAGAUAUAAAUGCGCGUUGGCAGUACUCCAAAGUCGUUGAUAUCGAUUUCAAGACACAUUGGUUGAAAGUACGUGACUUGAUAUUGCAAUCGUUUGCUGGUGAUCCAGAGGAAGGUGUAAUCAUCACUAGUGUCCAAUAUGCGGCGUAUGUUGCAGAACGUGCUGUGCUCGAUGCAAUGCCCGAGAUUUGUAGCAUUUCUAUAAGCCUUCCAAAUUAUAAACAUUUUCCUUUCGAUUUCUCACGUUUUCCGCCGAUCGAGCCAAAAGCUAAUGUCAUCAUUGCAAAUCCAGCAGAUACGCCAUUGGGCUUGGGAUAUGCGCAAUUGGACCGUUUGGAAAAAUGAAAGCAAGCAAAAAAAAUUAUAUUAUUUCUAUCGAUUCAAUUGUAUUUAAGGGGAUACUUUUAUCAUUUUUAUAUUUAAUUGGAUAUACAUAUGUAUAUAGGUACAUUGGUUAUUGGUGGAAAUAAAUUCCUUACAUAGGAUUGCUAAUUA
Messenger RNA from Bactrocera neohumeralis, 1215 nucleotides. RefSeq names its product uricase-like. NCBI's taxonomy places the organism in Eukaryota, Metazoa, Arthropoda, Insecta, Diptera, Tephritidae. Gene Ontology annotation, biological process: purine nucleobase catabolic process; urate catabolic process. The record is from RefSeq and is a predicted model, not a curated record. Bases 97 to 1065 code for a protein of 322 amino acids. The transcript is spliced from 3 exons. Gene Ontology annotation, cellular component: peroxisome. Gene Ontology annotation, molecular function: urate oxidase activity.